Oncorhynchus tshawytscha (Chinook salmon) is the source of this 4127-nucleotide messenger RNA. RefSeq names its product FERM domain-containing protein 4B. The record is from RefSeq and is a predicted model, not a curated record. The transcript is spliced from 22 exons. Gene Ontology annotation, cellular component: cytoskeleton; bicellular tight junction; adherens junction. NCBI's taxonomy places the organism in Eukaryota, Metazoa, Chordata, Actinopteri, Salmoniformes, Salmonidae. The coding region runs from base 309 to 3053 and encodes 914 amino acids. Gene Ontology annotation, molecular function: cytoskeletal protein binding. Gene Ontology annotation, biological process: establishment of epithelial cell polarity.
GCACAGAAUAAAUAGUGAGAAAUUCGUCUUCUCUGAAUUGACUGAAGGAUACAGGGGAGGAGGCAGAGAGUGAAUGGAUGGGACUGUGGACGAUAAGGAUAUGUGGACCUAGUAGACAGCUUCGCUUUCUGGCCCCAAUGGAUCACUAGCGAAAGAGCAGCGGUUAAUUUUACGUUCUUUAUUCGUUUUGGUGGGCUACAGCCGGAGAGAACGCCGGUGGAAUAAUUUGUUUUUAUCGCUGCCGGUAAAAAACCUUCUGUUCAUACAAAAAGUUCAAUUCGACCAUAACGGCGACAAAUAAAAAAAAGAUGACAGAGGGCCGGCUGUGUCAGGUGCACCUCCUGGACGACAGGAAGCUGGACCUAAUGGUCCAGCCGAAGCUCUUGUCCCGGGAUCUGUUAGACUUGGUGUCCUCACACUUUAACCUGAAGGAGAAGGAGUAUUUUGGAAUAUCCUUCAUUGAUGACACCGGUCAGAGUAAAUGGCUCCAGCUGGAUCGCAGGGUCCUGGAUCAUGACUUCACUAAAAAGACUGGUCCACUGGAGCUCAAGUUCCUGGUCAGGUUUUAUAUUGAGAAGAUAACAUUUUUGAAAGAGAAUACAACAGUGGAGCUGUUUUUCCUAAAUGCCAAAUCGUCAGUCUUCAAUGAGAUCAUCGAAGUUGAGAGUGAAAAUGUUUUCAAAUUAGCUGCAUAUGCUUUGCAGGAGGCCAAAGGAGACUACACAAGUGUUGAAAGCUCCAGGUCGGACCUGAACAAGCUCCCGGUUUUACCCACUAGAGUCCUGAGGGAGCACCCCUCCCUGGUAUACUGUGAAGACCGAGUGAUCGAGCACUAUGAGAACCUGAAGGGCCUCAGCAGAGGGCAAGCAAUUGUGCGGUAUUUGGCCUUAGUGGAGUCCCUCCCUACAUAUGGAGUUCAUUAUUAUCCAGUAAAGGACAAGCAGGGCCUGCCGUGGUGGCUGGGAGUCAGCUAUAAAGGCAUUGGACAGUACGAUUUACAGGACAAGUUGAAACCUCGGAAGUUGUUUCAGUGGAAGCAGCUGGAGAAUUUGUAUUUCCGUGAGAAGAAAUUUGCUGUAGAGGUGAACGACCCUGACAGAAGGAUAGUUUCCAGGCGUACUUUCGGGCAGACUGGAUUGGUCAUUCACACGUGGUAUGCCAGCCACUCUCUGAUUAAGACCAUCUGGGUGAUGGCCAUCAGUCAGCAUCAGUUCUAUUUGGACAGGAAGCAGAGCAAAUCCAAAGUUACCACGGCCAGAAGUUUGGGUGACAUCGCCAUGGACCUGACGGAGAUUGGAGCGCCCUGGAUCAGUAAGCUGUCCAGCAUGGAGAGUAAAGACCAGCUCAUCAUGGCCAGCAACAGAUCCCUCAUCUCAGCAGGGUCAGGAGACUCUGAUGUGAGCGAGGAGUUAAAGAAGGAGAAGAUUGCUGACCUGAAGAAUAAAGAGAAGGACUUGCAGGACUCUCUGACUCAGAAACUAGAGGAGCUCAAGAAGAUCUGCCUGCGAGAAGCUGAGCUGACAGGCAGGCUGCCUAAAGAGUACCCUCUGGACUCGGGUGAAAAGCCCCCUGCGGUGCGUCGGCGCAUGGGGACAGCUUUCAAACUGGACGACCUCUUCCCCUAUGAUGCGGAUCCCCAUCUCAGAAACCUGGAGAGCAGGUUUGCCCUGCAGCAGAAGAUCGUGGAAGCGGCCAAGAAACUAGCCAACGAGGCUGAGCUCUGUAAGACGGUGAAGAAGAAGAGGAGGAGGAACUGCCUGGACGCCACGAGGAAGCUGCAGGAGAUUGAGGAGGAGAUCAACAAAUACAGGAUCAAGACGGGCAAAAAGCCCACCCAGAGAGCAUCAAUAAUCAUAACAGAUGAUGUGAACCUUGCAGAACUCAGCUCACUGUCCGACAGUCUUACUCUGGACGAUGACGAGGAUCUGGGAGGCCAAAGGCAACAGUCCCAUUCUGUGCAGUACUCUCCCCGGCCCCACCACUCAGAAACCCUGAGCUUCCACUACCAGUCUGACCGACUGGCCUCAGCCCACGAGCAGUCCCAGGACCUCAACCCCAACAACAGGUCAGAUGACGACCCCCAGCAUUUCCGCCAGCGGAGUGGCAGUCUGGAGUCCCAGUCUCAAGAGACCACACCCCCGGCGCCAGCGUUCGUCCCGUUCCGCCGCAGCAACAGCACAGAGGUCCUGGACGAUGGCUCAUCCUACACCAGCCAGUCCAGCGCGGAGUAUACAGUGCCUGGGAACCAUACCCACCGCCCCAGGGACCGCUGGCGUGGCAGGAAGGGCAACAUCUAUGCCAACACGGGCAGCAUGCCCAACUUGGCACAGGCUGAUGCCUGCUACAACACAUACCAGCCCCCCCGGGCACCACGACCCACCACCACGGCCUACUAUGUGACGGGCUACCCCAGCUACACAGAGCCAGAGCCCUACUCUAAUGGAGUCUACAUGUACAACAACGAGUUAGAGGGUCACUACAACGUUAACCCUUCAUACCACGCCGCGCCGGCCAACCACGGACAUGAUGUGUACAGCAGUCGCUAUGGUGACGACGAGAUGGACAGUAUGGCUCAGAACCCCUACGCCACCCUGAGGCCGCCCAGGAACCGUCAAGCUCUGCCCAGGACGGAACAUUUGACCAAGAACAUCCAGAAGGCGCUGGUGGCAGAGCACCUGAAAGGCUGGUACCAGCGCAAUGCAAGCCACAAGCAACCACAGACUUACGACUACAACCAGAGGGGUUCCCAGCAGAGCCUGGGUUACCAGACCAUGCCAGCUCCCUACAGCAGGAACACAUCCUACUCUUCAGUCUCGUCACAGCAGUCCUCCACAGGAGGGGGUAUGUCAGAGUUCCACAUGCCCCUACCGGUGCAGCAGCCUUACCCCUCCUACGGCACCGCUCACUACAGCCAGCACGCCCACAACAGACCCAAUGUAGAUGUGAACCAAACAGAAACCUACAUCAACAGCCAAACGAACUGCAGCUUGGAUCCAGAUGACCAGAGACUUUACUGGCAUGAGGGCUCCUCCAAACCUGGAACUAUAGUGUAGCAGUCAGGGCCAUCAACUCUCUCAACUUCCACUUUGUGACACUAACAUGUGCCUUGGACUGCACUUACCUGUUUUUCUGGAUGGAAAUAGGAUCCAAAGAAUCAAAUAUCAACCACUGUGGAAUUCACACAGGGGAGGACCUUAAGUCUAAGUACAGCUGAUUUGAGUUCUCAUACACGGAAUUGCCAAACAAAGUAGGUCCACCUGCGUACGCUCUCUGAAAGCAGAAUUACAACACGGUCACCUGAUCUGAAUGUUCUGGAUUGCUAGGGGGGUGUUUGUCUGUGCACUGAGUUGCACUUGGUGCUGUGGCUGGUUGGGUUAGCCUGAGAGGCUGGCAUGAGGAUGGAGGAUAAUGAACAUGACUUGUCCUGCAAGAUCGAUAAUUGGGCAAGAUUUAUGCUCACCAUUACAAUGACAGAUCUUUCCAAUAUUGACACUUUUAAAUGUUGAAAUGAAGGAUUGAAAUUGGAUUUUGAGUGUGAAGAUGACUAGCAAUGGCGACCUGCUGAAACGUUCUCCAGUCACUACUGAUUUCUAGAGCCCAUUCUAUGAUAGUGUUUGUAGAUACUGUACAGCACUUUGUGCUAUUCUUAGGUUGUCAGUCUUUUUGCACCAGCCAUUUAACACAGUAUUUGGACCUCUCUCUUGUUCUCAGUAAUUUGAUCAUCUUUACUGCCAAAUGCUUCAGUCUAACCAUUAAAGUCUAGACUCAACCAUGUCAGCUUUUAUACUUUCAAAGACCAUGUUAACACUAUUAAUGCCAGUUAUGUAAUGUGUCCACUCUAUUACAUGGCUUCAUUUUAUUGCUCAGUGCAGUGAGACAAAAUGUCAGUUUUAAAUGCUUAUUGCAUCCCAUGCUGGAAUCCAUGGACUGGUGCUUUCGAUUCCUCUCAAUAAGGAAUUUGUAUGUACAUGUUGAUAAUGUAAAUAGAAUGUACAGAACUGUUUUUGGAGCAUUUUGUUAUAUAUUUUAAGAAGCAUGUUAUGAAUAGUAAACCAUCACAUUUGUCAAGCUGGUUCUUAGUCGUUUGUAUAAUUUGAAAUGCGUUUGAAUUAAAACAAAUAUUUUGA